Leptopilina boulardi is the source of this 5739-nucleotide messenger RNA. RefSeq names its product inositol polyphosphate-4-phosphatase type I A. The record is from RefSeq and is a predicted model, not a curated record. Gene Ontology annotation, molecular function: phosphatidylinositol-3,4-bisphosphate 4-phosphatase activity. The transcript has 18 exons. Gene Ontology annotation, cellular component: cytoplasm. Bases 505 to 4506 code for a protein of 1333 amino acids. Lineage: Eukaryota; Metazoa; Arthropoda; Insecta; Hymenoptera; Figitidae.
CAGUGCCUGAUUACAUACCUGCGAUUGGAGCUGUCAUAAUUGUGUUGUGCUCUUUUUUAAAAAAAAUAUAUAUUUAUAAAUAAAUAAAUAAUAUAGUUUUGCAAAUAAUUACUGUGAUCAGUUUUCAUAUCUUCUUGAUGUAAAUUUUCACAUCAAUUUUACAUUCCUCAUUGAUUGUUAUUUUAUAACGGAGAAUUUAAAGGACAUCCUGGUUUACACUGACACAUGAGAAAAUAUGAUUACAAUGAAUACUGAUCCUUUUGACUUUCAUUUGUCUCAUGUUCUACAUUCAUAUGUUGUGGUAUAAAACAAUCAAGCAGUCAAUGUAAAAGUGAUUGACAAGUGGUUAAAAAUGGGCGGCUGCUGGAGAAUAAAUUCCAUUCCAUGUCUCCGGCUUUCUACGCACCACCCGCCCACAAAUCUCUCUCAGUAAACAAUGGAAAUUAAUUCCUCUGAGGAUUUCGCAUAACAGUGUUAAUACGACAAUUGUAAAAGAAAAAAAAAAUGAGGUUCAAUAAGCAAGAAUUACUAACACUUGCUACUCAGCCAUCACAAAAAUUCGAAAAGGAAGGAAUUUUGUACGUUCGUGAACGACAGGAAGGAUUUUUUCGAAGAACAGAAAGUACAAGUAAAAAACUAGAGAGCAAAAGACAAAAAGGAAAUACACAUAAGACCCUUCGAGACUUCAGUUGCGUUACAGCCAGCACAAGUAAAGUAAGUCUAGAACGCUGGUGCAGACUGAGAGGGAAUUUGUUAUUUUAUUUUAAAUCAAGAGAACAAUGGUCAGAACCCCUGGGAGUUAUUAUUUUGGAGCAAUGUUCUGUUCGAGUGGACCAAGCGACCAAUCAGAUUCCUUAUGGAUUUAGUAUAGUGUUCGAUGGUGGUUUAUAUCAACAGUUAGGCGCCAACUCGUCGGAAGAUAGAGACAGUUGGUUACAAGCUCUUCAAUUAGCGAGCUACGAUCAUAUGAGAAGUCAGUUAUUAUCUUUAAGGCAGAGAAUUGAAGCUUGUAGUGGACACAAAUACGACACAGACAUUCAAAUGUUACGCUUGCAACGCGGAAUCAUUACAGAUCAUUUUACAGAUCCUGCGGAGAUUCCAAUUUGUGAAAUUUCUCUAGCUUGUGAUAAUCUUCUUUGCGAUGGACAUGGUAGACCGCCUAAUCCUGUUUUGGAAUUGGAUAUUCAAACGAAUCAAUCGAAAAUGUGGAUCAAAUAUGCCAGGACAGAAGUUGUUGAGAGAAGUAGCAAUCCGGGGUUCCUGACAACUGUGUGUUUUAGAGCGAGUGAUAGUUUAAAUAUGGACAGCAGGGUUAGAAUAACAGCUUUUGAUGUGAGAGAAAGAGUUAGUCAGACUGCAACACCUAUUGGAAGUGCAGUUAUGAUGUUUAGUACCAUUCAGGAUACACCAAGACUGAGAAUUCCUUUAAAAUCAGCUAAAGCGACAACUGUUGGAUUUUUAACAAUAAACGUUUGGAAUUUAGAGGCGGAGGAUAAAGGAAACAGUACUGAAAGCACUCCUUCUAAACAUGUUUUAACAACUAACAAUCAGAUAAUGUGCCAUAGAAGAUCACAGUCAUUACCUCCUAGAUUAGGGACAAAAAUUAAACUUCCUCAUCAGGGUCAAUUGAAACUUUUAUUCGCUAAUCCCCAUAUACAGACUUAUAGAUUUCAUUCUGGAUUGGGUGGUGAUAUUUGUGUUCACGAAAUAAUGGCAGAAAGUAAACUUUGUUUCCAAUUUCCACAACAAUUACUUGGAAUUUGGAUACAAGAAGAAAAGGAACUUUUACAGGAAGUCGCAGGUAUGGGAGAAUUAAGAGAACCCUGGCACACGAAACAAGUUGAACUUCUCGAUCGUCAUUUACAACUUUUAAAUUUAUACUCUCAGGCUAAGGAAAAUUUAGCAGCAUUUAAAGGAAGUUAUUUUAAACAAUCGUCAAGAAGAAAUGAUAGGUCUUUGGAAUUUGCUCCUCUUAAUUUACAUCUUCAACGAAUGUGGGUGCACAACGAUACUCUCAAUAAAUGCGGAUUUUACGACACUAUUAGCGUUGGAGCAUUUACAGCACACUCUCAUAAAAGCAAAAAUGGUGGUCUUAUAAGAUUAGUACAAGCUUUAAAAGAAUCGCCAACCCGUUGCAGUCAAUUAUAUCAAGGAACAUCAAAAAUCACAAUGGCUCAUGACGCAAUUCAAGCAAUUAAACAAUUACGACGAGACGUUGUAGAAGCAAUGCGAUCAUUAAUGAAAUUAGCUAAAGAUAAACAAACAAGUGGAAUGCUACCAAUUUGUGAAGAUAUGAUUUCAAAAACACGAAUUCUUCUCAGCCUUUGGGAUCCGGGUCUUGUUGAGGAGGCAUUAACAUUUCUCGAUGAGCAUAAAGUUGCCAAAGUUCAAGACGAUUUAAAUAAUGACGAUCCUCUAUCUCUAGAUUUUAAAUCAAGUCAAAAUCUCUCGCCUUUCAGAAGAAUUACACAACAAUUGAAUUUUGAUCUUCGUAGUCCUGAUUUUGAUGAUUUCGUCACACCCGAUACACCGGAAUGUGUGCAAGAUAUUUGGGCACGUGAAUCAACAAAAAAUAAAUAUACAACAUUUACCGCAAAAAAUGAGAUUAACAACAAAAAAGAAACGCAAGUCGAGGAAAAUUUUGUCAUAUUCCCUGAAGUGGAUGAUGAUCCAAAAGAAUCAGAAUCAAAGGAUAUUGUGACAAAUAAUUUGGAAUUGAGAAAUAACGAUAAAGUGGAUAAAAAAGAUGAUGAUAAUAAUAUUGAUGAUGAUGACGACGAUGAUGAUGAUGAUGAUGAUGAUGAGAAAGGCGAUAUUGAUAAAAAUGAUAUUGAUCUUAGUAAAAAAUUUCUAGAUACACAAAAAAUGUGCAAUUCACCAUCGGCAAAUUAUUAUAAACCCACCGAUGAACCAGAACCAUGGGAUAUAACACAAUUGAAUAUUGAGGCAAGUGUCAUGUGUCUUGUUUCAAAAGUGAAAUUUCUUUGUGGACGUUGCAGUAGUCCGGCUGUGAGACUUAGAAAUAAAAAUGGAAUUGGUAAAACUCCAAGUAUCAAAGGAUGCUUGCCAAAUAAUCGCAAUAAUUUAGGUGUUGUUACAAUUCAACCAAAGAAUGGAAUUAAAAAUGAUGAGGCAAGCAAAUUAUUGGACAAUACAAAUAAUUCAAAUCGACAGCAAAAUAGUUCUGGAACUGAAAUAACCACGCCUGCAUUUGCUAAAGCCAAAGAAGCAAUUGAUGUGCAAGUUGCCUAUUUAUUAGGAACAAGUGAUAUUUAUUCUAAUGCGUCUUCCGAUAAAGUAUGUCAAGCCGUGGAUUCAAUGACAAGAGUCAUUAAAAGCAAUUCUAGCCAGAGAAAUAAAUUCACUGAGGGAUUAGAUUUUGCAAGUAUUGUUGAUUGGACCAGUGAAUUAAGACCGAGUAUGAAAAAAUUACGACAAGCAAUGGAUGGACUUUUGAAAACUGCUCGACUCACACAUUCUGUUUUUCGUGUUCAAGAAGAUGCAAAAAGUGCACAUCGUGUCUGUAAUGUUCGAUACAGAAGAGACGUGUGUUUCAGUCAAGCUCUAACGGCUUUAGUUUCUGGAUUGAUGGCAAAACUUUGGUGUCAGAGACCUGAUCCAAUGUUUCUAUUAAUUCUGACAACACUCGGUCCUCUCGUUUCAUUUGAGGCAUUAUUAAGUUAUUACGGUGAGGAAAUCGAUAAAUGGGGUGAUAUGGCAGUUGCAGUUGAAGAUAUGCACACUGUUACAUUUACCUUUACAAGAAGUGGAAUUCAUCCCAGAAUGGAUCGAAAAGCAAAAAAUUCAAUGCAAUUACCAAUACCGCGAGUUGUUGGUUCUCGCACAGCACUGACAGUUCUUCUUCCGGUUCCCGAUGCCAUAUAUUCUUUACUUCCUAUUGUUCCGUCAUCGAGACAAAGUUUAUCAUUUAAUGUAACGCCAGUCUUCUUUAAUAUUGGCAUUAAUGAAAUGGCUUCAUUGGCAGAAAGUCUUGGCACAACAAAACCACAAGAAAAAAGCAAUACUGACAAUUUUGAUAGACUUAAUGAAUAUUAUUUACGUUUUAAGAAAUUAAAUUUACCAACUGAACCUUCUUCCACGAGAAUGGGAACUCGUUCGCCUUUGAAUCAGACUUUAGCUGAUAUGAUGGCGAAUUUGAAAUCUUGCAUUCAGGCGAAAGUUAAUAAAAAUGUAAAUGUUUUACAAUUGUCUUCCCAAAUAUGUCGCCGUAUGCGUGGACUGAGAUUUACUAGUUGCAAAAGUGCCAAAGAUCGUACGGGUAUGUCGAUCACCUUAGAGCAGGUCAAUAUUCUUGCUGCUGAAUAUCAUUUAGCAGAACAUGAAUUUAUGAGAGCGCUCGAAUGUAUGCGAAGUGAGGGAUGUCGCCGAGAAAAUACAUGGAAAAAUAUUGGUGUGAGAAAAUACGCUUUCAAUAGUCUUCAAAUCCUCACGCUUCCAAAACUCUAUCGACCUCCAAUUGGAACUUAUGGAUCAGCGCAGACUUAAAGUUGAAAAAAAAACCAGGAAAUUCUUGUCCAUUUGUACAAAUUAGUUAUAUAUAAUUAUACAUAUAUUCUUCCCAGGAAACAAGGUAGACCAAUUUUACUUAAAAGUAGCAAAUCAGUGGUCUUUCAAGGUGCUAAUAUUCUCUUAAUUGUCUAUUUUUCUUAACUCAAUUGAAUUAAGAACUAUUAACUCGAAUUUGAAAAGUUCUUCAUGUAAAGAAAAAAAAAAAUGUACAGUGCCAUCAUUUCCAGAAAUGUUUCAUUGCAAUUUUUUUGAGACUUUAGAUUUUAAGAAAAUUUUUCUUAUUUAGUCAUGUAAAUAUGAAAUUGUACAUUUAUUAUUAUUUUUUUUUUUGUAAUAUUGUUUAUUAUUUAUUGAAAUUAUACAUUUUUUUUGGAAAAUUUAAGGAGACUUGAAUCGGAUGAAUGUAAUCUCAUAAUAGAUAACGGUUUUACAAAAGCGAGGGAAAAAAUUCAUUAAGAAAUUUAUUUUCCAGCUUUUUAUAAAUCAUUAUUUAAUUUCAGAUAUUGACAAAUGGUUCAAUUAUUAAUUUUUGUAUUAUAUAAUAAUUUUAGUUUUGAGAGCUUUCUUCAUGGGAUUUUGAUUUUAUGAAUGUAAAAAUAUGGAAGUAGAGGGGCUUCAAUUAUUUUCACUUGCGAGUAGAAGUUCCUGAAAUAUUAAUUUGGACCAUAAUUAACAAUCUAUAAAGUAUACACAAAUAUAUAAAUAUAUAAAAUAUAUUAUCGAAAAACAAAUUCUUAGAUUUUGAAAAGAACAAAAAAAAAAACUAUCAACUAGAAUUUCCUUUGUAUAUCUUUAUACUGAAUAGAAAAAUUCAUUUUUAUCCAAGAGAUUUGAUUGUAAAAUUUUUCAAUUUUAAUAGAAUCUAACAAAUCUAUACAAGUUUUUACAUAAAAUAUAUAGGUACAUUUAAAAAAUAAAAUUGUCACUUUUUAGACUUGUAUAUCGACACUUAGAAAUAAAUCAAUCGAAUUUAAUAAAUAAAAAAACAAACAAACAAAAUAUUGGAUAAAUGUGAGAUUUUCUAACUAUAAAUAUGAAUAAAUAAUUAAUCGUACUUUAUUUACAAAGUAAUCGCAUAAAAGGAAUUCGAAAAUAUCAAUUCUGUAUUUAAAAAAGGAAACUAGCAUACAAUAAUCAAUCUACGCAGAUGACUCGAAAGCUGCCGUAAUAAUUACAAUUUCUGAAAAAUAAAUGUUUAAAUAGGAAUAA